Spodoptera exigua (beet armyworm) is the source of this 6673-nucleotide messenger RNA. NCBI's taxonomy places the organism in Eukaryota, Metazoa, Arthropoda, Insecta, Lepidoptera, Noctuidae. The record is from the annotation of a GenBank genome assembly.
AUUUCAUCCAUUUGUCUAUUCAUUCCAUCCAUGAUCUAUUCUCAAUCCGAGUGAAAAAAAGAAUAUUUUUUGUGAAAGCGUAGCGCAUUUUGUGACUACUGCGUUUAAUUAUAAUUUUAUUUUUGAAGAUAAUCACGAUUUAAUUAACAAAAGAUGUGCAUGAAUUCUUCAUUUUCAGGAAUAUAUAAGUGAAGACUAAAUUGGUGAUAAAAUGGUGUCGACGAGGCAAAUGAGCAGCGUUGGAGGAGGCAAUGGAGGUAGUGAUGGUGCAGGUCCCUCUCACGCGGAGCCUGUGGCGGUGUCCCGCGUCACCCGUCACUCUAGCGCCUUGAUGCCUGGAGGUUCUUCUCCACACGCCAGUACCUCCAAGUGCAGUUUACUGCCUGCCCCUAAGACUUAUACUACGAAUAUACUUGAUUUGCCAGUUGAAGUUAUUGAAAAGAUUAUUUGUUAUCUGGGCUUCAAAAGUGUUUCACAGAUCAGAAUGGUUAAUCGGCAGUUCAACUCAAUUUGCAGCAGUAUUCUGAACUCUACAUUUCAACGGUUGCAAAACCAGAUGCUGCAUAGAUUUCAAUCAAUCAAAGCAAAGAUGCCUCGCAGAGAAUCUGCCCGUAGGAGCCAUCCUUUAGCUUGUGAAUCAGAUAUCAUAGAGACCUUGCAUAUGAGACUAAGUCUUUUGCAAAUGACAUUUGGCAAGCACAUUGAACGGAAACAUUGCUGUUUCUUUCCAGGAGAGAUAUUAGACGAAGUAUACAGCAUUCUCUCAUACUUAAAAACUGCGACGAAACUGGCAAGACCCUACAAAGUGACUGAUGAACUCUUUGAUCUGACGACUAUGGCCAUGGAAUACUUCAAAGAACACAUUGAACCCAACUUGCCAGAGAUUACUUACUUUGGCACAGAUUUCUUCGAUAUUACUACAGCGUUUUCACCUGGUGAAAGUAGUAAAUCAUAUAUAUGCUUGGACUCGCCACCACCGAGUGGCUUUGAAUCAUCGUCGUCACAACAGACUGGGGCGAAUGUAUCGGACCGCCGUGUGUCCUCACUGAACAUGUAUAUGGAGGAGAGUCUCCCGCCGUCUCCGCCACCGCCGCAGAGCAACAUGGUGCUAAGAAAACGGAUACAUCGUAUUAAACAAGGAAUGAAAAAGUACAACGAUCAGCUGUCUGCGCUGCGCAGCGACCUUCGCAGCUGCAAGCGUAAAACCGCUCUUCAGCAAAAGCAAAUAGCUGAGCAACAAAAACAGAUUGCUGAACAACAGAAACAGACCUUGGAAUAUGCAAACCGCCUUGAUGAUUAUGAUAAGAAGAAUGAAGAAACAAGCCGCAAGUUUCAAACUUUGUUGCAGGUAAAAAUAUAGUAGUGGAAUUAAACAAGUGUAAAACAGAGCUACAAUACUGGCGGUCCAGGUCUCCAGCCGUUCCGCCGCUAUGCGCUGAAUGCGGUGCGUCACUGCGCUUGUCGCCGGCUUCCUCACUAGCACAGUGGGCAGCUGGUACAAGUACGGAGCCGACAGAGGCUGAAGUGACCGCAGCUGAUGCGGAAGUCGUCGCUGCCACUAGUGCAGUCCCUGAGACCGCCACAGAGCUGCCGCGCGCUGACCUCAAACUUGAACCCAAGUCUAAAGUGGAAUCUAAAUCUGAACCUAAAGCUAAGCCUGAGGUAAAAGUUGAAACAACGACGAAACUUAAACCGGAGCUUAAAGCUGAAACCAGUAGUAAAUCUAAACCAGAGCCGAAAGCGGAGAGUAGUAGUAAUAUGGAGUGCUUGGCGUCCACGCCGCCUACUCGGCGUCGCGCGUCUGCGGAUGCGGCGGGCGCCACGCCCGAGCGCAAGAAGCGCCGCCUGACGCGGCCGCGCAAACUCUGAGCCAGCCGCGCGCCGCCUCGGGCUGUACGAGCGCCCGCUCGCCGUGACUCGCGACGAGUGGAACUAUCUCGAAUCUUUGGUGAGUUGGAGUAUUCUUGUUACAUCUGCGGCCCGAUGUAGUGUCAAACAAAAAUUAAGACCCUGAUCUUCAUAUACGCAACGAGUUGCGAUAUUCUUCUUAUCCAUUUCCCGUAACAGUACCGUGGAUUAUCAAAAUAACAUUUUUCAACAACAUUCAACUUGUAAUGCAAUAUGUACCUAAGUCCAUUGAGCAUUUUUCAAUAAUGGUUAUUUUGCAUUUAGCUUCAUAGGAUCAGGAACAAGUUGUGUCGUAUUUCGGGGUCUGAUAAAGAAAUGAACUGAAUAGGCUUACCUAUUCUUUUAGGACUACUGGUUAAUGGGUAUUGUACAUGAGUAUGAUUGAUUGUAUAGGCUCAUGUUGGUGUAGAAUCCAAUAAACAGUGGAUUAGUUGGAAAGUUGUGUGUUGAUAGUGUUAGCAUUGAAUGUUAUAGUAGGAGCAGGGUCUCCGUCUAAACUCGCUUUUGACGCGGGCGCGCCUAGACCAGGAUGUUGUUGAGUAAUACUAAAACUUUAUGUACGUACGUCGAUCCGCAGCCAGUAACCAAUAAUUAAUUCUGGAGUCCAUUAUAAAAAUUGCAUUCACUCAUAGCAAGUAUAAAGUAAUAUUUUAUAGAUUUAUUGGAAUUUAGUAGUAUUUAAUUGGUUAAUAUUUCGGAAUUAUAUGGUAAUAGUUGCUAUGCACAUAAUAAUUUUAUUAUCUGACCAGAGUAUUGUUUCCAUCUUUUAUUUGUGGAGCAAAAUAAUUCUCUAAAACUUUUUUCAUGUGUAUAGUAAUGUUAUUGUUAUAUAAAUAUCAAGAACUUUGUAGUUUUUUUGAAGCUUAUUAUAAUAGUAUGAAGAUUUGCAAUUUACUGCUGAGUUGUAAAAGUAAGUGGGCCAACCAUAAACAAACUAAAAAUCUAUCUAUUAUACAAUGACACUUAACAUUUUAUAGUAAGUGACAUUCCUGGUAUUUAUAAACAACGCAUUUGAAUACAACAGCAUACUACAAAAAUAUUUCAUGGCCUACAACCCUUGUUUUUUGGUUUGUUUAUGUUGUUCCAUGGGUUCAGAUGCAUGCAGAUAAUAAUGUUCAGGGCAGUAUUCAUAUACCAAAUGGCUAAAUAGAUUUGUUUAUGAGAUAUGAUAUGUUAUAAAUUAUAAAACAUAAUGACUUAAGUACCUACUGGUCAAUGCUUACAAUAUUGGGUCUUUGAGGUGAAUUAUCAACAAAGUGUUAUUUGUAUUAAUUCAAUGAUAUUUUUAUCAGUAAAUAGUAAAUACAAGAUGCUAACACAAUUUGAGGAAUAACAUGAAUGUUAUGACAAGUGAAUAUGUAUGUGGUUAAUAUUUUCUGAUCUCAUAUAUAACAUUAACAUGGACACACAAUGUUUCAGUUCACCUCAAAGAUGCAAUGAACUUAUUCUGUUAAACUUAUUUUUGAGUGAAACAGUUACUUCUAAAUAACAGUCAGAGCAUCACAAGUAGUAGUGGAAUGCAACACUGAAACUGGUGCUGUGGUGGUUAUUCAGAGGAGUACAAAUAUUUUUAGUUUGUAGGUUUUACAGCCCUGAUUAUAUUAAUUUAGUAAAAUAGGUUUUGAAAAGGAUUGUGAAUAGAGAUGAAGGUUGAAUGUUGUGUUUAUUUGUAAAUAUUCUAAAAGUAAAAUCACAUGUGUAAUGUACAAAUGAAUAUAUUUAUGAUUGUAUAAAUAUACAACAGUGUAAAUGAAAUAUUUUUGUGACAUGGUGUAUAAGUUAGGUGACAGUAGAUGUGGCAUAAAUAUUUUCCAUACUAUUGUGUUAAGAGAUGUGCUCACGGGCUUCACACAAUUCUUGCAUCAUGUCACUUAACAAUCUACAAACAUAUCAGCCAAAUUCAUCGAGUCAUCAUCAUGCCGGUUACCCGAACCUUAAGCGCUUAGUUCACUAUGGUAUUCUGUAUCAAAUACGCACAAGUACUACAUAUAUUUAUUGACAGAAUCAUUUAUUUAAUUUGCUGUUUGUGAAUCAUUCACCUUUAAUUGCGUUUGUGGUUUAAUGCUACAUUAUUAUGUACAUAUUAUUUCUAGUGCAUAUAGUAUACAAAUACAUAUUUCCGAUGUUUUUAUACACAGAAAUCACGAGUACAAAUAUUUUUCGAAAUAAUGAUAUCAAGGCUUCGUAUGUUUCGGAAUUGCAGUUAAUUGAUUAGCAACAUUAUUUUCUUAGUUAUUAAUAGGAUACUUCGAACAAUAUAAACAAUCUCUUAAUUCUAGGUGUAUCUGUAAUCACAAUCAUAGUUUCCAGAUGUAAUAAGUCAAAUUCGCCUAUUUGGACAAUAAGCAAUGUUAGUUACCAAUUAUCACUCACAGUAGAGAUGCAUUAGUAAAUAUCUAAUUAAUACAUAUUUUGAGAUUACAUUUGUGCAACAAAUACAUGCAUAAAUUUGAAAUAGUAAAAGAAAAACUUAACUAAGUAAUAACUUAUUCUUCCCAAGCUGGAUAAGGGAAGAAAGCAAGAUAUUUGUUUUCUUCUCUUACACAGUUGCACAUGAAAUCUUCGCGUAAUAUUUCAUUUGAGAAAGAGACACUUGGGUAUCGCAUGAGCUUUUGCCUGACUGUCAGAAACAACUGGUCUUCUCCCCUAGUGAAUCAAUUUGCAGUGUUUGUAAUCUGCGAUAAUAUGGAAAGAUCUUUUGAGAGGCUAUUUCUAUUUGCAACUCUCCAUAUAUUGUAAAUUUCUUCACUUAUAAAGUCGCCAUUUUGUAUGUGUACCAAACUCCUGCACCUGUGCUGCUAAAGUAAUCACAGAACUUCUUACUUCUUGAUUAUUUCAUACAUAUGCAAAAAGUGUAAUAGGGUAGAACAUUCUUGCAUUUUUUCUCUUGAACAUUCUUUUAGGGUAGAGAUGCUUGUCGCCUACCGCAUAAGUGGUCGUAUGAUUACACUGAAGCGUAACAUUUGUCUGAAUAAUAUGCUAAUGCUUGUCCAUACAUGAUAGUUACUUUCGUGGAUACCUUUGCCAUGAUAUAUUUGUGUAUAUAGUUCAAUAUUGUACAUACUAUGUAUGCUGUGUGUAGAACUAGAUUAUUUCACAUUCUUAGAGUUGUAAGGCAAGUUAUAGAAUAAAAGAAGUACACGGAUUAUUUUAAUAUUUCUCAAUAUAUUCAAAUUGUGUUAGUGGAAGUCAGACGAAAGUGUAGACAAGGGACGUGCGUCCCUACUUGUGGCGCACCGACUGGCGCUGUAGCUGGUAUGUUACCAGUUCUGCAGUAUAAUUGUGUACUUUUUAUAAAGUAAAUAUUCAUUCAAUGGCUAUGAUGUUUCAACGACCUAAUAACAAAGUGUUAUAAAGUUUAUCAUUCUUAGAAACUCGGUACAUAAUAAUUGGACUAUUUUCCUUCAUAAUUUAUUUUAAAUGUUGAUUCUAUUAAAGGUGAAUGUUACAAAUGAGUUUAUUAUCAUUUAGCCAAUUUAUUAGAGUACACUGUGUACAUAAUAAUAUACCUAGGUUAAGUAGUUCACUUGAAAUGAUUUUCAAAGUGUAUAAAACGGCGAAGUGCGAUCUACAUUGACUUCAUCGCGUGGGACCUUCUCCCUCCCGUCAUGUUACAAAUGAUUGAAAUGUAUAAAUAAUAAUAGUGAUUACUUUAUAAUUAUAAUAAUUUCGUCUCGAUUUUAUCUUUGAAAGUGUUCCAUUAUGCUUAAGUUGAAUUUUGUAAGGAAUAUAUAUUAUAACAACUGAAUUGAAUUGAGGGACAAUCUGGAGAGAUAACAUGAUGAUUAAUGGCCGAAAUUAAUCACCGAUCUUAAUCCAAGAUCUCUGGGUCGAUUUCAUUUUCCGACUUAAUUCCAUUCAAUUAAUGUACUAAAUCGAUCGUAAUUCAUAUAUUUUGGUUUAAGAUUGGUUAUUCAUUUCUGCCGUAAUUAUAUUAUUGUGGCAAAUAAGAUGUUAUGCAUGUGUUGUAGAGCUUAAUGAAAUAAAAUUUUAGGAUGUUUAGAUGAAAACGAUUCGAAGUGAACAUAAUUGUGCCUAAAUCAGUUAAGUACUUAAUGUCCUUGUCAAAAGUUGUAAGAUAGCGUGUGUCGCUGUAAGCCACGUCUUAUGUACAAUAUAAACAUGUUUUUUAUUCACAAUCUCUAAUUUCACUCAAGAUCUAACAUUAUCCAUUAAACAAUUGCAAAGAUGUACCACCAAACUAUUUAAGGUAGUAAAAAAUGUGUUCUCGCCUGCCGUACUAAAAAUCACUACUUGCAUCGUAAGUUAAUGUUAUGUAUGAUCCAUAAACCUUACAAUAUCGAGAUAUGAUGUGUGACAUAUUAUUCAUAAUAAACAAAUAGCAUGUGCAAUGUACACGCCUGUAGUUCUGAUAAAAGUAAUGAUGUUGAUCUAAUACUUUUCCUCAUAUAUAUAAAGCAAUUUACUGCAUUUUCUGUAAAACUUCAGUCUAUUUUUCUUCAUUCAAUAGUGCAAUACUUUCAUGAAUACAUCCAUUCAAUGGUGUUAUUUUGGCAAAUAUGCAGUUUAUAUUCUUCGAAACUUUAAAAUAGAUGCGAUAGGGCUGUAAAUUAAGGUAUAAAUUAAUGUUGUUAGAGAAGUAAAUGAUGUCCUGCCAUGUGCACUAAAUGCAUUACAGGAGUUUAUGUUGUGCUCUGGCAAGUGUGUACAACCAGCAAGACUGUCAAUUGCUGUAGAUAUUCUCUUUAUGAUAGUUAUAUGAUAUAGUAUUUUUAUUAGACAAAAAUACAAUAAAUGUGUGAAG